UUUAUUUUUUAUCUGUACCGCCCGCCAUUUCUAUUUUAGUCGUGGUCCUACAAUGCCGGCUUCCUAUUUCUAUUACUUUUCUGAUAAGAACUGUGCUAUUUCAAGUUAGAACUAGCACACGAGUACAAUUCUCAUUGUUUUAUAUAUUCUACGUUACUUGAUAUCGGUUGAACAGGUAACAACCCCGAAAUAUGAAGCAGAUAUACAAAUACAGCCUCAGCCUGCUCUUGGCGUUAGCUGCAUACGCGACUGCCUCGAAAUUCAUCUUUGACAAGGUGUUUGAUACAACAGAAAUAGUCAUUGAUGAGCUAUUCCACAUCCCACAAGGCGUGGCGUACUGUGAACGGAAUUUUACAUACUGGGACCCGAAGAUCACGACUCUGCCAGGCCUGUAUUUAGUGUCCGCAGCCUUCCUUGGAACGCACUUACCCUGCGACACAUACCAUCUUCGACUAGUCAACUUAGUCGCUUCAUGUGUGAAUCUACUCUUGUUUUCGUCAAUAUUAAAGUUUGUUUACGGUAGCAACACUGAAAGCCAGUUUAAAAUAGUGUUGCAAGCAUUUAAUUUAGCUAUCCUUCCGCCUCUGUAUUUCUUCUCACAUGUGUAUUAUACCGAUACUCUGUCACUUACGUUUCUGUUGGCGUUUUCUCGGUUAUGUUUCACGAGUCAACAUAAAUUAUUCAUUUUAGUCUUCGGUCUGUGCAGUGUUAUGAUGCGUCAGACAAAUAUAGUCUUUGUAGCAAUGGUGUUAGGUCACAAAGUGCUAGAUAUUAUGAUUAAGAGCUCAAGAGUAUUCGGCAAUAAGUAUUUAACCAAAACCUUGUUGAAUAAAAAUUCUGUUAUAGCUCGGGAUGUUGAUGCUUCGAAGUUGAAACGGUAUUAUAGUAUGAACGAUGUGUAUCUGGCAUUAGGGUACCAUAUAACAACAUGCUUUGGGACGUUUUUCAAGUUCCUAACAAAACAAGACUGGUUAAUAAUACUUACACACAGCGUAACUCUCAUUUCGUUUGUAAGCUUUGUUUUUAAAAAUGGUUCUAUAGUUGUCGGUGAUAAAAAUGCUCAUGAGGCUACCCUGCAUUUACCUCAAAUGCUAUAUUUCCUCAUAUUCUACGGAGUCUUUGGAUUACCGUAUCUUGUAGCAAAAUUACCAUCAACUUUGAGGCUUAUGGCGAGAAAUAAAACUAAAAUAGUACUAUUCUGCAUUCUUUUUACUAUAAUAGUACAUUUUAAUACUGUGACACACCCAUACCUACUUGCUGAUAAUCGUCAUUAUACAUUUUAUGUAUGGAAUAGAUGGUUCGGGAAAUAUGCAUUUGCGAAAUAUGCGACGAUUCCGGCUUAUAUAUUCCUUCUUUUCAGUUUGUAUGAUAAUUUAAAGGACCAGAAUUGUAUUUCAUUUCUUUUGCCAUAUACUAUUAGUUUAUUUUUAGUGCUAGCAUUACAGAAAAUGAUUGAAAUUAGAUAUUUCUUAGUCCCAUACAUAGUUUUACGGUUAAGAUUUAUAAGACCCACAUAUAAAAUUGUUAUAUUUGAAUUUGUAUGGUAUUUGAUUAUUAAUGUUGUUACAUUUAAUUUGUUUUUCCAAAAGGAGAUUACAUGGAAAGAUUUUGGUUAUGCACAGAGAAUUAUAUGGUAAUGUUAAUACCUACUUAAGUAUAUUUGAAUUUAUUUCUU
This is a messenger RNA of Cydia amplana, 1675 nucleotides long. Its product is annotated as putative Dol-P-Glc:Glc(2)Man(9)GlcNAc(2)-PP-Dol alpha-1,2-glucosyltransferase. Gene Ontology annotation, cellular component: endoplasmic reticulum. The transcript is spliced from 2 exons. The coding region runs from base 192 to 1637 and encodes 481 amino acids. Gene Ontology annotation, biological process: dolichol-linked oligosaccharide biosynthetic process; protein N-linked glycosylation. Lineage: Eukaryota; Metazoa; Arthropoda; Insecta; Lepidoptera; Tortricidae. Gene Ontology annotation, molecular function: dolichyl pyrophosphate Glc2Man9GlcNAc2 alpha-1,2-glucosyltransferase activity. The record is from RefSeq and is a predicted model, not a curated record.